Messenger RNA from Eptesicus fuscus (big brown bat), 5633 nucleotides. RefSeq names its product SUN domain containing ossification factor (gene SUCO). The transcript is spliced from 24 exons. The coding region runs from base 332 to 4108 and encodes 1258 amino acids. NCBI's taxonomy places the organism in Eukaryota, Metazoa, Chordata, Mammalia, Chiroptera, Vespertilionidae. Gene Ontology annotation, cellular component: membrane; cytoplasm. The record is from RefSeq and is a predicted model, not a curated record. Gene Ontology annotation, biological process: regulation of bone remodeling; protein folding in endoplasmic reticulum.
GCCGUUGGUCGCGGGCAGCCCGAAGGGAGAGCCGGGGCGGGCGGGGGAUACGGGGUGGCUGUGGCGGCGGCGGCGGCUGGAGGAGGCGGGCGCGACGAGCUGGCGGCCGCGGCAGCAGCGGCAGACCCCGGAGUCCUUCCGUGAAGCGCCCCCGCGGGCCCUUGGGUGAGGGCGGCCGGCACGCGGGCCGCCGAGGAGCCGCUCCCCCGGCGCCGCAGCCCUUCGGACUCGCGCUCCCAUCCUCGCGCUCCGGUUCCUCCAUCUUGGCCUCGGCAGUGGCGGCUGCAGGGAGGAUGUGCCGCCUUCUGGCCGGGGGAAGAAGGAGGAGAAGAUGAAGAAGUACCGGCGGGCCUUGGCCCUGGUCUCUUGCCUCUCUCUGUGUUCCCUGGUCUGGCUUCCCAGUUGGCGUGUGUCUUGUAAAGAGAGUUCUUCAGCUUCAGCUUCAUCAUAUUACUCUCAAGAUGACAGUUGCGCGCUAGAAAAUGAAGAUGUACAAUUCCAGAAAAAGGAUGAACGAGAGGGACCUAUCAGUGCCGAAUUAUCGGGAAAAGUGGGUUCAAACUUACCUGUUCCUCCAGAAGAACAUAAGUUAAAAGAUGACUAUGUUGUGGAAGUACCAAAUAUGGAGUCAAAAACGUUAAGUCCACCUGUGAUUGAGACACACUCUACAAUUGAUCUACAUGAAGAUUCUUCCGGUUUAGUGGGCAGUGAAAACAUUGAAAAUAUUUCCAGUUCAUCUACCUCAGAGAUCAUUCCAAUCUCAAAACUUGAUGAAAUAGAAAAAUCUGGUACUAUUCUUAUAGCCAAGCCACACGAAACUGAGCAACCUGAAACUGACUGUGAAGUUGGUGAGGCCCUGGAUGCCAGUGUUCCCACUGACCAGCCUUCCUUUGUCAGUCCCCAUGAAAGCCUUGUUGGCCAGCAUAUAGAAAAUGUGUCCUCUGCACAUGGUAAAGGAAAGAUAACAAAAUCAGAAUUUGCAUCAAAAGUUUCAGCAAGUGAUCAGGGUGGUGGUGAUCCAAAAUCUGCAUUGAAUGCUUCAGAUAAUUUAAAUUUAAAAAAUGAGAGUUCUGAUUAUAUAAAACCAGAAGAAAUUGACCCUGCAUCUGUGACAAGUCCCAAAGACCCAGAAGAUAUACCAACAUUUGAUGAGUGGAAGAAAAAAGUUAUGGAAGUAGAAAAAGAAAAAAGUUUGUCUGCAGGUCAGUCGAUGCAUGCAUCUUCUAAUGGAGGUCUACAUGCCACAAAAAAGGUCCAGAAAAAUCGAAAUAAUUAUGCCUCAGUAGAAUGUGGUGCCAAAAUUUUGGCAGCUAAUCCAGAAGCCAAGAGUACAUCUGCUAUUCUUAUAGAAAAUAUGGAUCUUUAUAUGUUGAAUCCUUGCAGCACUAAGAUUUGGUUUGUUAUUGAACUUUGUGAACCAAUUCAAGUAAAGCAGUUUGAUAUUGCAAAUUAUGAAUUAUUUUCUUCUACCCCUAAAGACUUUCUGGUUUCUAUCAGUGACAGGUAUCCCACAAAUAAGUGGAUUAAACUAGGGACUUUCCAUGGUAGAGAUGAGAGGAACGUCCAGAGUUUCCCUUUAGAUGAACAGAUGUAUGCAAAAUAUGUGAAGAUGUUCAUCAAGUACAUAAAGGUGGAGUUGGUAUCCCAUUUUGGAUCAGAGCACUUUUGUCCAUUAAGCCUUAUAAGGGUAUUUGGCACUAGCAUGGUGGAAGAAUAUGAAGAGAUUGCUGAUUCCCAGUAUCAGUCAGAACGGCAAGAAUUAUUUGAUGAGGAGUAUGAUUAUCCAUUGGACUAUAAUACUGGGGAGGAUAAAGCCUCAAAAAACCUUCUUGGUUCCGCUACAAAUGCCAUUCUAAAUAUGGUGAAUAUUGCCGCUAAUAUUCUUGGAGCAAAAUCUGAAGACCUGACAGAAGGAAAUAAAAGUAUAUCUGAGAAUGCCACUGCUGCAGCUGCACCCAAAAUGCCUGAAUCCGCUCCUGUUUCAACUCCUGUUCCUUCACCUAUGUUUGUAAACACUGAAGAACAGAGACAUGACACAGAGCCAUCAUCACCAGAUACUCCAAAAGAGAGCCCCAUUGUACAGCUAGUUCAAGAGGACGAAGAAGAGGCAAGUCCAUCUACGGUGACCCUUCUGGGUAGCGGAGAACAGGAGGAUGAAUCAUCACCCUGGUUUGAGGCAGAGACACAAAUAUUUUGCAGUGAACUGACUACAAUUUGUUGCAUUUCUAGUUUUACAGAAUACAUAUAUAAAAGGUGCUCAGUUAGAGUUGCUCUUUAUCGACAGCGCAGCAGAACUGCUGUGAGUGAAGGAAAAGAUGAUCUUGUGUUAGCUCAACCAUCAAUACCACUCCCUGCAGAAUCAGUAGAUGUUUCGGUAUUACAGCCUCCUGGUGGAGAAUUGGACAGUAAGAAUAAGGAAAAGGAAGCUGAAACUGUUGUUGUAGGUGACUUAAGCAGCAUGCACCAAGGUGAUUUGAUUAAUCACACUGUAGAUGUAAUUGAACUUGAACCGAGCCGUCCACAAACUCUUUCUCAGUCACUUCACUUAGAUGUUACUCCAGAAAUCAAUUCAUUAUCUAAAAUAGAAGUAUCUGAGCCUAUUAAAUAUGAAGCAGGACACACACCAUCACAAGUGAUUCCCCAGGAGAGUUCUGCUGAGGUUGAUAAUGCAAUAGAAAAGAAGUCAGAGAGUUUUAGUUCUACAGAGAAGCCAACUGUGAUGAUCUAUGAAACUAAACACAGUGAAGUAAUAGAUAGGACUGUAAAAGAAGACAUAAACUCCAUGCAAAUUAUUACAAAGCUAUCUGAAACAGUAGUGCCACCUAUAAACACAGCUGCCGUGCCAGACAGUGAAGAUGGGGAAGCCAAAAUGAACAUAGCUGACACACCAAAGCAAAUGUUGACUCCUGUUGUGGAAUCUUCUUCCUUACCUGAAGUGAAAGAGGAAGAACAAUCUCCAGAAGAUGCCCUUUUAAGAGGGUUACAGAGGACAGCUACAGAUUUUUAUGCUGAAUUGCAAAAUUCUACAGAUCUAGGAUAUGCUAAUGGAAAUCUUGUGCAUGGAUCAAACCAAAAGGAGUCGGUAUUCAUGAGACUUAAUAAUCGUAUUAAAGCCUUAGAAGUUAACAUGUCUCUCAGUGGUCGAUAUCUGGAGGAGCUUAGCCAAAGGUAUCGAAAACAAAUGGAAGAAAUGCAAAAGGCUUUCAAUAAGACAAUAAUAAAACUCCAGAAUACUUCAAGAAUAGCAGAGGAGCAGGAUCAGCGGCAAACUGAAUCCAUCCAGUUGCUGCAGGCCCAGCUGACCAACAUGACACAGCUUGUAUCAAACUUAUCAGCAACAGUAGCCGAAUUGAAACGGGAGGUUUCAGAUCGGCAGAGCUAUCUCAUCACUUCUUUGGUUCUUUGUGUGGUCUUGGGAUUGAUGCUUUGUAUGCAGCGCUGUCGAAACACCUCUCAAUUUGAUGGAGAUUACAGUUCAAGACUUCCUAAAAGUAAUCAGUAUCCAAGCCCUAAAAGGUGUUUCUCUUCCUAUGAUGAUAUGAAUUUGAAAAGGAGAACUUCAUUUCCACUCAUCAGAUCCAAGUCUCUACAGCUAACUGGCAAAGAAGUAGACCCAAAUGCUUUGUACAUUGUAGAACCCCUCAAGUUCUCUCCAGAAAAAAAGAAGAAACGCUGCAAGUACAAAACAGAAAAAAUUGAGACCAUAAAGCCGGCAGACCCAUCACACCCUGUAGCCAAUGGAGACAUAAAAGGAAGGAAGCCCUUCACGAACCAGAGAGACUUUUCUCACGUGGGAGAAGUGUAUCACUCUUCUUACAAAGGUCCUCCCUCAGAAGGGAGCUCAGAAACUUCGUCACAGUCAGAAGAGUCUUAUUUUUGUGGCAUUUCAGCUUGCACAAGUCUGUGCAAUGGACAGUCCCAAAAAACAAAAACUGAGAAGAGGGCUUUAAAACGAAGGCGCUCUAAAGUCCAAGACCAAGGGAAGUUGAUAAAGACUCUGAUACAGACUAAGUCAGGGUCAUUGCCGAGCCUGCAUGACAUCAUCAAAGGAAACAAAGAGCUCACCGUGGGGACGUUUGGUGUGACAGCAGUCUCGGGACACAUCUAGAAUAAUCGAACUUUUCAUACUGGAGACUUUCUGUUCUUUGAAGAACAUUCUGUGGUAUUUGAAGGGUUUGAGGGGAGGGAGAAAAUCGUAAUGGGAAAAGUAUUCAGAAAUUAUUGUUUCUGCCUUUUAAAAGUAGGUGGGAUUGUGUCCGUCAGUCUUGGUCAAUGAGCUGCAGUUCUGCAAGGCUGAUGACUUCCCACAAGGACAGUGGUGGAAAUUUUCUAAAGACGUUUUUUCCACAGAUAAAUUACUGGUAGUUUGGAAGCCCAGUUCCCUGGGUGGGGUAGGAAUGGAAGCCUGAACCUCUUCCUGUAGCUUUGUUCCUAUUUCUUGCACCUUCCAUAUUUAUGUGCCUUUUGUCUAUUUAUAAUGCACUGGAAGAGGAGGGGGACUUUUCCUGUCAUUUGAUUUCUUUGAUAACUUUGUUAGUUUUUUUGAAGCUGCAAACACUACAAGGCUUUAAAGUGAUCUGCUCCUGGAGCUCAGUAACGUGGGUCAGAUGGUGUGAAGAGCCUGCAGACUUGCCAAGUAGACCUCUGUUUAGCAAACUCACCGGAAACAAGCACUCGCUGGAAUUUUUAAGUCUGUUUUUAGGUAAAUGGUAAUACUGUUAAAUGUUGUUUGCAUUUAAUUUAUUCACACUCAUUUUCAGUAAUUAACUCAAUGAAGAAAACAAAACUACAAGAUCUUUUCUUACAAAUGACUGGUAUUUGCAAAUAAAUUUUUUACAAAUUCACCUUUUAAACAUAUGUAACCACUGGUAAAGGUUUUCCGUAGCUACAUUACAUUUUAAACAUUCACAGUAAGCACCAGUCCUGCAGACAUUCCUUAUUACAAAUAGAAAAUGUGAGCAUUUCUCCAUGAGUCCAGGUCCCAGGUGACACAGUCCCUGCCCAGGGAUGUGCACAGAAUUAGCCAGUGAGUUUGUCGAGCCUGUCAAAUUGGUCAAGUCACAGGGAUUGCUAGUCCUCGGUGUUGGCUUUGUAUGGGCUACAAAUGUGCAGAGUUGUACAUGUGUGCUGUCCAUGUGUCUGUCUUCAUUUUGUCCUUGUAUUUCUUUAAUUGGCAGAGACUGUAUUUGUAUGUAUUUGUACAGUAAUGGGUGAAAGUGGAAAGUUUCUUUUUGAAAGGGAGAGAGUCGACCAUUUUGUGUUGUCAGACUUAAGUUAUAACUUAUUGAGCACUUUUUGUAGUAACUGUUUAAACUUGUCUAAUACCUUUCUGGGUAUUGUUUGUAAUGUGACUUAUUUAAAGCCUUUUUUGUUUAAGUUGCUGCUUUAGAUUAACAGUGUGUUUUAGGUGAUUGACAUUUUUUCUCAGUCUGUACAAUUAGCCAUUCAGAGCAAGAGGGUCUGAUUGCACAGAAACCCACUGAAGAGCGGUUCAGGGGAAGCAGAGGCAGAGCGAAGUCAAGCACUGCAGCACCUGGCCCUGUACAGGGCGACGCUCAGUGUGUAACCACGGAGCUGUAGUGCCGUUAGAAACUGUGAAUUUCCAAAUAAAUCUGAACACUUGUCUUUAUUAA